This is a messenger RNA of Striga hermonthica, 867 nucleotides long. The record is from the annotation of a GenBank genome assembly. NCBI's taxonomy places the organism in Eukaryota, Viridiplantae, Streptophyta, Magnoliopsida, Lamiales, Orobanchaceae.
AUGGCCAUGCGCCUAGCUAAAUGUACUCUUUUUCCCGCGCGUAUUUCAACAGUUGGUUCCCAGUUAGCCAUUGCCGAUAUUCGUGCUCUCGUCUUGACCAGAUCCAUAUCAAACAACUCAGAUGUUGUUAAGACACGUGAUGAUAAUGAAGAAUUUCAGAAAUGGUGCAAUGGGGGAGGAAAGUUUCACAAAUCUGCUCUUAUUGACCCAACUGCUCGAAUAGAGAUUGGUGCUCUUGUUCAUUCAGAUUCUGUUAUUGGUGCAAAUGUGUCAAUCGGGUCCGGAAGCAUUGUUGGACCUGAUGUUGCAAUUGGUCAAUCCACAAAAAUGGGUUACAAUAUUGUGCUCAGUAAUUGCACAAUUGGUGAUUCUUGCAUAGUUCAUCACGGGGUCUGCAUAGGUCAAGAUGGUUUUGGAUUUUUCAUUGAUGAACAAGGGCUCAUGGUUAAGAAGCCUCAGAUAUUAAAAGCAAGAAUCGGCAACCAUGUCGAAAUAGGUGCCAACACAUGUAUUGACAGAGGCAGUUGGCGAGAUACAAUAAUUGGGGAUCAUACCAAGAUUGACAAUUUGGUACAGAUAGGUCACAAUGUGGAGAUAGGAAAGAGUUGCAUGUUAUGUGGACAGGUUGGGAUUGCGGGUUCAGUGAUAAUAGGUGAUUAUGUGACGUUAGGAGGCAGAGUCUCGAUUCGUGAUCAUGUCUGCAUAGCAUCAAAGGUGAGAUUAGCUGCUAACAGCUGUGUCACGAAGAGCAUCAGUGAACCAGGGGAUUAUGGAGGUUUUCCGGCUAUUCCUAUUCACGACUGGCGAAAGCAAGUCGUUAGCGCUCGUCAAAUUUCAAAGGAAUUUUGGCAACAGAAAAGAAGAUGA